AUGGACUCCACGCAGUACGAAGGGAAUGCUGAGGACGCAGACCAGCGUGAAGGGGCGGACGAAGCCGUGGAACGGCUGACGCAAAGGUGGGCGGACCUGGCGAUUGAGGAGGAGGAGGAUGUCGGGCUCGAACCGGUUGGUAAUGAUGUCGGAGUGGUGGCGGAGGAGGAGGAGAGGUCUUGGGUUUGUGUGGGGCGUUUCUUGACGUCCAAGGUGAUCAAACUUGAGUAUAUGCGGCAAGUCAUGGCUUCGGUAUGGCAGCCGGUUUUGGGUAUGCAAGCUACGGAGAUUAGGCCAGGCGUGUUCAUGUUUAUCUUCUUUGAUGAAACCGACAUGCGAAGGGUUCUCGAUGAAGGGCCAUGGUCGUUUGAUAACAAUACUCUGGUUUUCCGGCAUGUUAUGGUGGGGGUUCGGCCUGGGGAUGUGGAAUUAACCUCUGUGGACAUGUGGGUCCAAAUGUAUGAUCUUCCGGUGGGCUAUACAUCCGAUGUGGUUUUAGAACAGGCAGCCAAUUUUAUUGGUACUUUUGUCAAGAUGGAUGAUUGUUUUCCUGGGGCACCAUGGAAAACGUUUCACCGAGUUCGUGUGUCAAUCCCGGUUGAUAAGCCCCUAAAGAGAAGAAUGAAGUUGAUCAAACGGGACAAGACAAGUUGCUGGGUGAAUUUUCGGUAUGAACGUUUGCAUACCUUCUGCUUCUAUUGUGGCCACUCGGCGCUGUUUCUAAACACUGAUACAGCACUGCGUGGACAAGGGGGACCGAGGGGCUUUCGUUUUGAAAUGGCCUGGGUUCAGGAUGAUGGUUGUAAGGAGGUAGUUGAGAUUGGAUAA
Messenger RNA from Ipomoea nil (Japanese morning glory), 828 nucleotides. RefSeq lists its product as uncharacterized. The record is from RefSeq and is a predicted model, not a curated record. The coding region runs from base 1 to 828 and encodes 275 amino acids. The transcript is spliced from 2 exons. Lineage: Eukaryota; Viridiplantae; Streptophyta; Magnoliopsida; Solanales; Convolvulaceae.